This is a messenger RNA of Ambispora gerdemannii, 1004 nucleotides long. The record is from the annotation of a GenBank genome assembly. NCBI's taxonomy places the organism in Eukaryota, Fungi, Glomeromycota, Glomeromycetes, Archaeosporales, Ambisporaceae.
GAGUCAAAAGUUUUAAGGAAUAUAUUGAAGCUUUGGAGAACCCGAAUUAUGAGGAGGGGGCUUAUGAUUGUCCUCCUAAUCCUACUUCGUUGGAAAGAAUGAAAUAUGACACUUGUCAAAGUAUUUUGGAUUAUAAGUUGACUAAUCGCUUAACUACCCAACAAAUCGCCCAACAAAUCCAAUUAAGCCCAGCCGAAACCGAGGAAUUAUUAUUUUGUCGGAUUGAAAAAUUUACCUUGGAUAGAUUAGUUGACUAUGCCACCAAGGAAACCGAGUAUUUAAGAGAUUAUUUAACGAUUACUGAAAAUAAAGAACAAAAAGAACAGUUAGGAGAGCCAAUAAUAAUUUUUCAAAGCGAACAAAUUAAAGACCCUUAUAAAAAGUGCUAUGAAAAUAAAGUGGAUGAAAUUGCUAAUGAGGUUAAAUAUCAAAUGUCAUGUUAUCACUGUAAUCCUUACAGCAAAGAAAUAGAAAAGCAAAAUAAGAACAUGUUGGAGAUUUUAAAGGGAAAUUUAGAAGGAGGCGAGCAUUAUCCAAAAAGAGAGGAGGACAAAAAGAAAAUAGCAAUAUUAGAAAAAAGAUUAGGUAAGAGUGAUGAUGGUAAAAAAGACAAAGGAGAUUUAGACGAAUUAAAAAAAUUAGCCAAAGAACCAAAUAAAAACAGUCCAGAAUAUAAAGAAAACGAGCAAUUUAUUAAAGAACUAGAAAAAGAGUUAAACCGAAUUACUAGUAAAGAUGAUAAAUUACUAAUUGAAUAUAAUAACGCUCAAAAGGAAACCAAAGCCAUAAAUACUACUGAAUUACAGCAAACCAAAUCUUAUUUAGAAAAAAUAGGUAAAAAGGAACUUUCUUUAUCUGAUUUAGAGCAAAGUGGCAAUAAUCAGCCUACUUCUCCUGAAAAAAGUAAUAAAGGUCUUUAUAUCGGUUUAGCCGUAGCAGGAGUAUUAGUGUUAGGAGUUAUUAUUUACUUCUUAUUUAGAAACAAAAAAGAAAGGAAUAGUUAA